CUACAACACGCUGCUCCUCUUACGUCCCGUCCGCGAUCAGUGAGCUGGCCGCGGCAGAGAUUUCUCCUUCGGCUUGGAUCUUAUCUUUUACUCCAACUGAGCUCUUUCUAGUCUUUUGCGCGCUCGGCAAAUGUCGGGAGCGGUAUAGUGGACGCGUCUGUGCCGAGUCGUGCGCAAAUCUUUCUGAGACUGCGCCUCCGUGGCAAUGGAUUGAUUUCAGUGUUUUUUUUCCUUCCCCAACCUCUGCCUCGACCAAGUUGAGAAAACAGUGUGUAACCUGCGGCUCUCUCCUUCCAGCUACAUGUUUCAUCCGGCCAGUUUUAAAAGUAGCCUACCUGGCUCCGGAUGUUCCUGCACAUUUUAGGACGUUGAACUUUUUUUUCCUUCUUCUCUUUGUGCAUUCACAGGAGGUGGACAGGGAUUUUAAGGAUUUAUAUAUAUUCAUUUAUUUUCUUUUUUUUAAACAAAACAAAACAAAAACAGCUUCUCCGGGGUUCUUAAAGCCUGCAAAGAUUUAUUCGUGAAAAGUGAUGGCCGAGCGGGGAGCUCUGUCGCUCCUCUCUCUCCUCUGUCUCACCUUUCUCUACACGGAGACCACCGCUGCAAAGCAUGUCGACAAAGGUUCAGCAGUGCAGCCCUUCAGCCCCUUCUGGUUCACCGUGGAGCCCCAGGACACGCUGGCCAUCCGGGGGAACUCCGCUUUCCUCAACUGCUCUGCACACAGCGACGCAGCCACGCCGGCACACAUCGAAUGGAAGAAAGACGGCACCUUCAUGAGCCUGGUUUCAGACGAGAGGAGAAAAAUACUGCCCAACGGCACGCUGUUCUUCACCCACGUGGUCCACUCUAAACAUAACAAGCCCGACGAAGGAACCUACCAGUGUGUCGCCACCAUUGAGAACCUGGGAUCCAUUUCCAGCCGCACGGCACGCCUCUCUGUAGCAGGGAUGCCCAGGUUCGCCAGCCAACCGUUGCCAGCCACUGCGCGACUUGGGGACAGUCAGGUGAUGGCAUGUGAGGUCAACUCGGAUCUGGUGGCCUUCAUCCGGUGGGAGAAAGACCGACAACCCCUGGAGCUGAGUACCAGGUUGAUCCAGCUACCGAGUGGAGCCCUGGUUAUAAGCAAUGCCUCGGAGACGGACGCUGGCACGUACCGCUGCCUUGUGGAAAACGUUGGCUCUUCCAAGUUGAGCGAUGAGGCCGAGCUCCAAACUGUACCAGAAACUGGAGAGGAGAGGAAGCUGGAAUUCCUGGUGCAGCCUGUGUCUGUGACCAAGGUGACGGAUGCCAGCGUGCUGCUGCCCUGUGUGGCCACGGGUUACCCUGCACCACGAAUCAGCUGGAUGUUUGGAGACAAGCUGCUGGAAGAGAGUGAUGGUCGUGUGGAGGUGCUGGGAGGGGGCAGUCUCCAAAUUUCCAACCUCACGGAGGCAGACGCAGGGAUCUACACCUGUGUUGCAGACAAUUCCAACACCACCAUUGAAGCCCAGGCCCAACUCACAGUACAAGUUCCCCCGCAGUUCGUGAAGCGGCCGGCCAACGUUUAUGCCCACGAGUCCAUGGACAUCAUCUUUGAGUGCGACGUGUCGGGGUCACCGGCUCCCACGGUCAAAUGGGUCAAGAAUGGAGACGCCGUCAUUCCCAGCGAUUACUUCAAAAUAAUUGAGGACCACAACCUGCAGAUUUUGGGUCUGGUCAAGUCAGACGAGGGCUUCUACCAGUGCCUGGCAGAAAACGAUGCGGGCAACAUCCAGUCCAGCGCCCAGCUUAUCAUCCUGGAUCCAGUCGUAGCCCUGCCCUCUUUCCCUCCCCCUUCACUGACUCCUAACACUACUGACCAUGUAACACCAGGCUCCAGAGGUGUAGGCAGUCCAGCAGGGCCUACCCCCUCGGCCCCCCGAGACGUCGUGGCUUCGCUGGUGUCCACUCGCUUCAUCAAGCUGACCUGGCGUCAACCAGCCGAGCCGCACGGAGACGAGUUGACCUACUCCAUUUUCUACAGCCAGGAGGGCACGAGCAGGGAGCGAGUCGUGAAUACCAGUCGUCCAGGGGAGAUGCAGGUCACCAUCCAGAACCUCAUGCCAGACACCAAAUAUCGCUUCAGGGUUGUGGCCCACAAUAGCAACGGCCAGGGCGAGAGCUCUGCAGCGCUCAAAGUGGCCACCCAAGCUGAAGUCCAAGUACCCGGCCCGGCUCCUAACCUGCAGGCGGUGUCCAACACGCCGACCUCCGUUUCUCUCAGCUGGGACAAACCCCUCACUGGCAAUGGAGAGAUCCUCUCGUACAAGUUGUACUACACGGACAAGAGCGUCGGCAAAGAGCAGGAUAUUGACAUAGAUGGCCAGUCGUACAGCAUGGCGGGGCUGAAGAAGAACACGGAGUACAGUUUCCGCGUGGUGGCCAACAACAGGCACGGUCCUGGCGUCUCCACUGAGGACGUCGUCGUUCGCACUCUGUCUGACGUACCAAGUGCCCCGCCUCAAAACCUGACCAUCGAGGUCCAGAACUCAAAGAGCAUCAUGCUUCGGUGGCAGCCCCCGCCCCUGAGCGGCCAGAACGGGAAAAUCACCGGCUACAAGAUACGAUACCGGAAAGGAUCCCGCAGGAGCGAAUCUGAAACCACUGAAGGCACCCAGCUUUACAAGCUCAUGGAUGGUCUCGAGCAUGGAACAGAGUACUCCUUCCGAGUGUCAGCCAUGACGGUAAAUGGCACGGGACCGGCCACCGAGUGGAUGACGGCAGAGACGUUUGAGAGCGACUUGGAUGAGUCCCGCGUUCCGGACCAGCCUAGCUCGCUGCACGUCCGGCCGCUGGUCAACAGCAUCGUGGUGAGCUGGACGCCGCCGGAGAACCAGGACAUUAUGGUGCGCGGUUACGCGAUCGGCUACGGCAUCGGCAGUCCACACGCGCAGACCAUCAAGGUGGACUACAAGCAGCGCUACUUCACUAUCGAGAACCUCGACCCCAGCUCCCACUACGUGAUCACACUAAAAGCCUUCAAUAACGUGGGUGAAGGCAUUCCUGUGUACGAGAGCGCCGUCACCAGAGCACAGUCAGACCCCGAUGUUGACCUGUACGACCUCUUACAUGCUCCAUACACCCCAGUACCAGACCCUCUCCCCAUGAUGCCGCCGGUGGGCGUUCAGGCGUCAGUGCUGAGCCACGACACCAUCAAGGUGACCUGGGCCGACAACUCGCUGCCCAAGAGCCAAAAGGUUACAGAUAACCGCUACUACACAGUGCGAUGGAAGACCAACAUCCCUGCCAACACUAAAGUGAAGAUGGUCAACACCACCAACCUGAGCUACACGGUGCCAGAUCUGAAGCCCAACACGCUGUACGAGUUCUCCGUCAUGGUGACCAAAGGGCGCCGCGUCAGCACAUGGAGCAUGACAGCCCAGGGCACCACCUUUGAGACCACUCCCAGCUCCGCCCCGAAGGAUGUGACUGUGGUGAGCAAAGAGAACAAACCACGCACCAUAAUUGUCAACUGGCAGCCUCCCUCUGAGGCCAAUGGAAAAAUCACUGGCUAUAUCAUCUACUACAGUACAGAUGUAAACGCCGUGGUCCACGACUGGGUUAUCGAACCAGUGGUGGGCAAUCGUCUGACUCACCAGAUCCAGGAGCUAACGCUGGACACCACCUACUACUUCAAGAUUCAGGCCCGAAACUCAAAGGGCAUGGGCCCCAUGUCUGAGCCCGUGCAGUUCCGCACUCCAAAAACCUCAAAUCUCACACCAAAGAUGGGACCUUCAGGAAACCAACCUCCACGGGACCCUGUUCCACCAAGAAUUAAAGAUGGGGAAAAUCAUAUCCUGGUCAUUGUCAUAAUCAUCUCAGUGGGAGCUUUCACCAUCAUAGUGGUGGUAGUGGGGGCCUUCCUGUGCACGCGGCGCACCACAUCCCACCAGAAAAAAAAACGGGCUGCCUCAAAAUCCUCCAACGGCUCUCACAAAUACAAGGGGAACUCCAAAGACCUGAAGCCACCCGAUCUUUGGAUUCACCACGAGAGGCUGGAGCUUAAACCCAUGGACAAGUCGCCAGAUCCCAACCCAGUCAUGACUGAAACCCCCAUCCCCCGCACCUCACAGGACAUCACCCCUGCUGACAGCGGAUUGGAAAGCAACCCCCACCUGCAGCAGAGGCGCAACUCCUACCGUGGCCACGAAUCAGAGGACAGCAUGUCUACACUAGCAGGCCGACGAGGGAUGAGGCCUAAAAUGAUGAUGCCUUUUGAUGCGCAGCCGCCUCAGCCCGUGAUUAGCGCUCACCCCAUCCAUUCCCUCGAUAACCAUCACCACUAUUAUAACAUGGGCAGCCUGUCGUCGGCAACACGCAGCUACCUCUACCACCAGGGCAGCGGGUACCCACGCCCGCACACCUGCACCACCCCCAUCUCUCAUCUAGACAGGGUGGACUCCACAGAGUCUGUGAGGAACACUCCCAGCUCUGAGCCCGCCCCUCCCGCCACCGCCUCCUCCCAAGCCUCCUGCCCCUCAGAGAUCCUGGCUGACCCAGAGGGCAGCUACCACGGCUCCACCACCACAGAGGAGGAGCCUAGCUACUCCAGCAACCUGCCCCCACUCCGCUCAGCUCACCCGCAUGCCCACGCCCACCCGCUCAAGAGCUUCGCUGUACCUGCAAUCCCAGCCUCCAGCCACCCAUCCUAUGAGUCUCCCGCCUUGCCCAGCACUCCCCUGCUCACUCAGACCGGGCCUCCCACUCACCCGCAUGUUGUGAAAACAGCCUCCAUCGGAACACUAGGAAGGACACGAACACCGAUGGUGGUCACUGUGCCCAACGCCCCCGAUGUACCAGAGACCAGCAAGAUGCUAGAAGAUGUAGACAGCGUGCUUGCCUCCCUCCCCCCCUGCCCCUCCCCCGCCCCCCGCAGUAACCCUGUUCCUCUCCCCCAGAGCUACGAGCCCGACGAGCUGACCGAGGAGAUGGCCCACCUCGAGGGCCUGAUGAAGGACCUGAACGCCAUCACCACAGCGCCAUGAGCAUGCACUCGCACCAAAACACCACACACAGACAGACACACACACAACCACACACUCUCUGUCACCCCACACACACACAUACAGGAAGUCACACACCCUAAAGAAAAAACACAACCAAACAAUACAAAACAAAUCAAAAAAACCUUCGGAGCCAGAGGCUGCUGGACACAAAAUGGCUUCUCAUCCCCACGAAAAAGAAGAAAAAACUCUCGCGUCUCCCCCUGCAGAGAAAAAACAAAACUUCCAGACUGAAACGUAGGAAUUACUUUUUCCUUUUUUCCCCGGCUUACCUUGCUCAGUCUCAGGAAGGAGAUUGCCAUGAGAGGGAAGAAAAAGUGAGACAACUUCAUCUUUAUAUGAAGAACCAUUCUCAGAGACUAUGAACUUUUAAAAAGGAAAAAUAAAAACAAACAAACAUUGGUCGCUUUCAACCGGAAGAUUGUGAAUUUUUUUUUCCUCAGCAAAAAUGGUAGUCUUUUUUUUUUUUUUGUUUGUUUGUUUGUUUUUUGGUGCCGAACACUCUCGCUUGAGACGGUCGAUUCAGUGUCAAGUCCAAAAAAUAUGCUGGUUUUUGAUGUAUGGUGCUCAUGCGGCACAGUCUACACACAGUGUUUGUUUGAUUAGUGUUUUCUUUGUGCAUUUUGUAUAUCUAUUGGACAGUUUCAGUGAAGUGAACGUUGGAUUUCAGCCUCCUCCUCCUCUUUACCAAGCCUACAUUAUUCAUCAACUUUUCUUUUGUCUUUUACCCAUGUGUCAUAUGACUUUUCAUUGUUUUUUUUUAUGUUAUUGUAUUAUUUUUUACAUAAAUAUCCUUAUAAACAUGUACAUAUGUUUUUUUGUUGUUUGUUUGUUGUUGUUUUUUUAAUGUUUCCCAUCAUUUCAUUAUUAUUAUUAUUAUUAUUAUUAUUAUUAUUUGGGAUGGAAGUGGGAUAACGAAUGAGUCCUGAAGCUCAGUUUGUCAUAUCAGCAGAGGAGAGAGAGACCUGGUGCGUUUCUACAGUACAUUCUUCUCUGGCGUCGCGUUGCCACCCUUUGUACAUGAAAGUGUUUUCCAGUUUUUGGUUUGUCACGGGAGCUCCGUUAAAAAAAAGAAAAAAAAAAGGAAAAAAAAAAGCCUUACCAACGCGCAGGUAUGUCGGCGCCAUGGAAACGACUGCUCUGCGCGGGUGGCGUCGCUCAGCUGUCACCAUCGGCAGCUGCUCCUUCAUCGUUCAGUGGGACUUGACAGGAUCUCCUCGCGGGUCAGGGGUACCGAGGACUCAGGGCGCUGAUCCCCCACCCCACCUAAAUUACAAAAAAAACCAUCUACAGCAACAGUUGAAUUGUGUUUUAUACCAGAAGUUAAGUCGAAUGUGUGUGUUGUUUUCCAAAAAACCAAUAUUUGGUUUCAAGCAUCUGUACUGCUGAACCACGUGUGUGUGUGUGUGUGUGUGUGCGUGUGUGUGUGUGCGUGCAUCCCCCAGCCCCGCCCCCCGGCAGCGCAGGAGUGUGUUUGCUGUUUUCCCAUCACCGUGGUUCUUCUACAAAUGUUAUCAGAUGCAAAGAUGUUGGCCUUUUUGAAGGGGACUCCCAAUUUGUUUUGUUUUUUUACAUGAUAGGUUUUGUAUGAAGAAAAAAAAAGAAGCUUGUUCUAUACACAAAUCCAAUAUUUAAAAAAAGGAAAAAAAAACAACUAGUUUUUCAUUACCCUCUUACCCAAAGAAACUUGUCAUUUGCGAUCAUAGUAAUUUGCUCUACUUUUGUGAAUACCAUGUUUCUCAUACAUGUACAUCGUCAUGAAUGUCAAUAUAACUGUAAGAGAUUUUAACUAUGGAUACAAACAAGGAACAAGUUUUUGUGGGGCGGCACGUCGGGCGGGACGGGGGUGGGGGGGGUGACGGACAAAAGCGGGAGAAAGAGGAGCGGACUCCAUUUGGGAAAUAAUCUAUUGAGUUGUAAACAGUUGAACCUGUAUUGCACUUUUUCACAAUUUUUGGAAAGUACAUUUCUUACAUAUCUUGUGUUUUAAAUAUCGAAAGCUGUUUGUGUAACGUAGUGUCCUAGGUAAGCAGCAGGCAGCUGGUCUUUUUUUUUUUCUUUUUUUUUUAAUGUUUAUUAUUAUUAUUUUUGUUUUUUGCUUCAGAGAUGAUAUGGAUUGAGCGGCCAGGCGGUUUAUACUCUGCAGCUCACGAUGAGGAAUUCUGUUGUUGCUUGUUCAUGUACAGAGCUUUCUUUGCUUUCUGUAGAAAUGGAGAAAAAAAAUCUGUGGCUUUUUAAAAAAUGUCAGAAAAAAUGUUUGGACAAAAAAAAAAGAGGAAAAAAAAGAUGUUUUUUUUAUUGGUGCUCCUAUACAUUGUGUAUACAAACAAUUAUGAAUACUAACAAAGUAA
Messenger RNA from Oreochromis aureus, 7372 nucleotides. It is a transcript of the gene neo1a, whose product is annotated as neogenin 1a. The transcript has 28 exons. Gene Ontology annotation, cellular component: membrane. Gene Ontology annotation, molecular function: protein binding. The record is from RefSeq and is a predicted model, not a curated record. NCBI's taxonomy places the organism in Eukaryota, Metazoa, Chordata, Actinopteri, Cichliformes, Cichlidae. Gene Ontology annotation, biological process: cell-cell adhesion. Bases 531 to 5003 code for a protein of 1490 amino acids.